CAGCAUCCCAAGAUGUCGAUGACUGCUCGGGCAUCACGAAUUGGGGUAAGCAGGGCUAGCGGGCUGGCUAAGCUGUCGCAAAGGAGAUUGGCCAGUGGAGGUGGUGCUUACAACGAGCCUAGCGGUCACUUCCUUGGACAAAAGCCAUUACGUAAAGGCGAGAAGCGAGAGAAGGAGGGAUGGGAGGGUAUUUACACCUACGGACUGUUCGGAGGUAUGGCUUUCUGCGCCAUCGGCUUGUUGUACAAGCCGGACACCAACAUCCAAUCUUGGGCAAGAGCAGAAGCACAAAAGCAGCUCGAAUCCGAAGGUGGUGUGUACAAGUAUGAGCCCAGUCCUUACGCUGGUCAUCCAGACAACAAGUAGUCGCGACAUGUAAAGCGCAAGUUAGUCUGCGCAUAUCCCCGUCGCACAGCAAUUUCAACAUCAUUGAGGCAGAUCGUGUGUACGUCAGGGGC
Messenger RNA from Ceraceosorus guamensis, 458 nucleotides. RefSeq lists its product as hypothetical. Lineage: Eukaryota; Fungi; Basidiomycota; Exobasidiomycetes; Ceraceosorales; Ceraceosoraceae. The record is from RefSeq and is a predicted model, not a curated record. The transcript has 4 exons. The coding region runs from base 13 to 366 and encodes 117 amino acids.